AUGAAUAUUAUCCUACUGAUAUUCACUACGUCUAUCCUCGUUUCUGCUCAAAAUAACACUAUUGAACGAACAGAAACAGUCGAUACUCUGGACAUCGCUCGAGUAUGGGCAGGACAUCCCGUUGGCUUCAGUUUACUAACCCAUCCACCCUAUCAAUUCGUGGCCUAUUAUGAUGACAAACGGCAAUUAACUGUUGCGCAACGUUUAUUAACUGUUCGAACAUGGACACAUCAUAUUUUGCCAGUGGUUACCGGUUGGGAUAGUCAUAAUUAUAUCGCAUUAGCUAUUGAUGACGAUGGAUAUUUACAUCUGAGUGGAGAUAUGCAUGUAACACCAUUGAAAUAUUAUCGAACAAUACAGCCAUUCAAUGUAGCAACAUUUCAUCGAUUCGAUCGAAUGACUGGCACAAACGAAAGUCGUGCAACGUAUCCAAGAUUUUUACGUGGAGCACAAAAUCAACUGAUUUUUACCUAUCGUGAUGGUAGCAGUGGAGCUGGAAAUGAAAUUUAUAAUAUUUAUGAUUUAAAAAUGAAAUUGUGGAAACGUUUACUCGAUCAACCGUUAACUGAUGGUGAAGGACAACGUAACGCCUAUUUUGAUGGUCCUGUUGAAGGGCCUGAUGGAUAUUUUCAUCUCGCAUGGGUGUGGCGUGAAACGCCCGAUGCAGCAACAAAUCACGACUUAAGCUAUGCACGUAGCAAAGAUUUGAUCAAUUGGAGCACCGGUGCUGCCAAUAAAUCCCUCAAAUUACCAAUUAAAUUAAAAGAUUGUGAUAUUGUUGAUCCCGUGCCUGAGAAAGGCGGUAUCAUCAAUGGAAAUGUGAAACUUGGUUUUGAUACACAAGGACGAGUAUUAAUUAGUUAUCAUAAGCACAGCGCACAAAACUAUACUCAACCAUGGACAGCACGUUUAGAAAAUGGUCAAUGGAAAAAAUAUCAAAUCACGGAUUGGCCAUGGCAUUGGAAUUUCGGUGGUUAUGGUACACUUCAAUUUAGUAUUCAUCUCGGUGGAGUAACAAAGCAAACUGAUGCACGUUUAAUUCAAGGUUAUAGUCACGCAAAAUUUGGUUCAGGUACGUGGUUAAUCGAUCCACAAAGUCUGCAAGCUAUUGGUAAAGUUCAACGGCAAACUUUAUCACCUGAAAUGAGUCGAAUCGAAGGUACAUUUCCUGGAUUGGGAGUAAAAACAAGUGCAGAUCUGGGUACAAGUGAUAAAACUGAUAUUCGUUAUGUAAUACGUUGGGAAACGUUGGCAAGUAAUUUCGACAAACCUCGACCUGAACCAUUGCCAUUACCCUCAACUUUACGUUUAUAUGCAUUGAAAACGAUCAUUGAAAAUGCACCGAGUGGUCGUUAG
Molecule: messenger RNA, 1356 nt
Organism: Adineta ricciae
Lineage: Eukaryota; Metazoa; Rotifera; Eurotatoria; Adinetida; Adinetidae
Source: the annotation of a GenBank genome assembly